Molecule: messenger RNA, 4586 nt
Organism: Peromyscus maniculatus bairdii (prairie deer mouse)
Lineage: Eukaryota; Metazoa; Chordata; Mammalia; Rodentia; Cricetidae
Gene: Mtmr1
Product: myotubularin related protein 1
Biological process (GO): phosphatidylinositol dephosphorylation
Cellular component (GO): membrane; cytoplasm
Molecular function (GO): phosphatidylinositol-3,5-bisphosphate 3-phosphatase activity; phosphatidylinositol-3-phosphate phosphatase activity
Source: RefSeq, a predicted model, not a curated record
GCCGGGCGCCAGGUGACAGCUAAUGGCGGCGACCGCCUGAUGCGAGUUGAGCAGCUGAGCAGGGCGGCAGGGGGCGCGUCACGGAGCCUGGCCUGCCGCCGCUGCACUCCGGACUGCAGCUCACCAGAGGCGCCUGGCUUGACGAGACAUGGACAGGCCGGUGGCAGCGGCGGCCGCGGUGGCGGCGAGCUGCGAGGGCGCUGGGGGCCCGGGGCCAGGACCGGCAGCUGGCUGGAGACCAUCUCGGCUUGCGGGUGGGGCUUCGGCCGGCUCCCGGCAGCCCAGCAUGGAGACGCUAGACAGUCCUACAGGGUCACAUGUUGAAUGGUGUAAACAGCUUAUAGCUGCUACAAUUUCUAGUCAGAUUUCAGGUUCAGUGACAUCAGAAAAUGUGUCCAGAGAUUACAAGGUUUUCAGGCGGCCUGAUACCAGGAAUAUUCAUAAAGCAAGACAAAGAUUGGAGAUAGAGGAAGAACACAAUGGCUACCCUUCUGAAGCUGAAGCUGAUCAGGCUCUAAGAGAUGGAAAUAAACUGGCACAGAUGGAAGAAGCUCCACUUUUUCCAGGAGAAUCAAUUAAGGCCAUUGUGAAAGAUGUCAUGUAUAUCUGCCCAUUUAUGGGAGCAGUGAGUGGAACCCUGACAGUGACCGACUUUAAAAUGUACUUCAAAAAUGUAGAAAGAGACCCCCAUUUCAUCCUCGAUGUUCCCCUUGGAGUGAUCAGCAGAGUUGAGAAGAUUGGCGCCCAGAGCCACGGGGAUAAUUCUUGUGGUAUAGAGAUUGUGUGCAAGGAUAUGAGGAACCUGAGACUUGCAUAUAAGCAGGAAGAACAACGAAAACUUGGAAUAUUUGAAAACCUGAACAAGCAUGCUUUUCCUCUUUCUAAUGGGCAGGUGCUAUUUGCAUUCAACUAUAAAGAAAAGUUUCCAGUUAAUGGCUGGAAAGUUUAUGAUCCAGUAUCUGAAUAUAAGAGACAGGGAUUGCCAAAUGAGAGUUGGAAAAUAUCCAAAAUAAACAGUAAUUUUGAGUUCUGCGAUACCUACCCUGCCAUCAUUGUUGUGCCAACUAGUGUAAAAGAUGAUGACCUUUCAAAAGUGGCAGCCUUUCGAGCGAAAGGCAGAGUCCCUGUGUUGUCAUGGAUUCACCCAGAAAGUCAGGCAACAAUUACACGUUGCAGCCAACCACUGGUGGGUCCCAAUGAUAAACGCUGCAAAGAAGAUGAAAAAUACCUGCAGACAAUAAUGGAUGCUAAUGCACAGUCACAUAAACUUAUCAUCUUUGAUGCUCGACAGAACAGCGUUGCUGAUACCAACAAGGCAAAGGGUGGAGGAUAUGAAAGUGAAAGUGCUUACCCUAAUGCAGAACUUGUGUUUUUGGAGAUCCACAAUAUUCAUGUGAUGAGGGAGUCACUGCGUAAAUUAAAGGAGAUUGUGUACCCUUCCAUUGAUGACUCACGGUGGCUAUCCAAUGUGGAUGGGACACAUUGGCUGGAAUAUAUAAGGGUGCUGCUUGCUGGGGCAGUAAGAAUUGCUGAUAAAAUAGAAUCUGGAAAAACAUCUGUGGUGAUCCACUGCAGUGAUGGGUGGGACCGAACAUCCCAGCUAACAUCUCUGGCCAUGCUGAUGUUGGACAGUUACUACCGGACCAUUAAAGGAUUUGAGGCUCUCAUAGAAAAGGAGUGGAUAAGCUUUGGGCACAGAUUUGCACUGAGAGUGGGCCAUGGUGAUGACAACCAUGCAGAUGCUGACCGGUCACCUAUAUUUCUUCAGUUUAUUGAUUGUGUUUGGCAGAUGACAAGACAAUUCCCUUCAGCAUUUGAGUUUAAUGAAUUAUUCUUGAUAACAAUUUUGGAUCACCUCUAUAGCUGUCUUUUUGGAACCUUCUUGUGCAACUGUGAACAACAGCGCAUCAAAGAGGAUAUAUAUACAAAGACUAUAUCUUUAUGGUCUUAUGUCAAUAGCCAGCUAGAUGAAUUUUCAAAUCCCUUCUUUGUUAAUUAUGAGAACCAUGUGUUAUAUCCUGUUGCUAGUAUGAGUCACUUGGAAUUGUGGGUAAAUUAUUACGUACGAUGGAAUCCACGGAUGAGACCACAGAUGCCCAUUCACCAGAAUCUCAAGGAGCUGCUGGCUGUCAAGGCUGAGCUGCAGAAGCGUGUAGAGGACCUGCAGCGGGAGGUGGCCACACGAACCAUCUCAUCUUCUUCUGAGAGGGGCUCUUCACCUACCCACUCAGCCACUCCUGUGCACACCUCAGUCUGAUGGGCAAGGCCAGUGUCCUGGGCCAUCCUACUGCUCUACUGUCUUCCAGCAGCUCAGGGACCUGGCCAUUGAUGCUAUAUGGUUCUGUCUUGUCAUUUUAGGAUUAGGCCCAGGGACCAUUUGUGUGGCUAGCUGACAGCUCCUAUUGUUAACAAGUACUUCCUUUGUGUGAACAGCUUGUGACACUCUUGAGGGUAGUCUCACAGAGGAGCAACAUGUCACAGUCACCCUGUGAACUACCUUGUCUUAUACAGGUAGCUUGGGAGAAACUAGAUUGAAUACAGUGCAGUAUUUCAGCUUAAGAGAAUCUCAUACCACUUCUUUCCAAAUUAAGUCCUUUGUUAGGAACAACCUGUUCACGUAUAGAACACAUCGCCAGCCAUGUUACUGCUCUCAGCCUUUUGGCACAAUUUGAAAACUUUUUAAAUGAAAUGUUAGUGUGGCAAAUGGACCACUGCCACCUGUUCUACAGUUAUCUUCAUGAAAGAAGUCCUCCUAUACAAUUGGUACAAUAUGUACCGCUGUGUACAUACAAGGUAUUUUUUAAAGAGAAACAUACCUUUAUUUUCCUAUGUCCUUUUUUAUGUUAGUAUAGUUCUCUCAGGAGUCAUCUGCUGAACUGUGAUGUAUGAGAAAUUCUUGCCUAACAAAGUUCAUGCUGACUUUCAUGUGGUACAUUUGAAUUAUGAUUUCAGAUGUGUCAUCUCAGUGGCAAUGUAAUAUUGUCCUCUAAUUCUGGUACUUCCUUUUGAGGUGGCACAACCCAUUCAUUCCUUGAUAGAGGUAGCAGCAGGUUCCCUCAAGAUAUAGCAAACUGAAUGCUCAGUCCUCUGGCCUUGUUGCAGGUAAAACUGAGGACUCAAGCAGUAAUUCUGUGUGUGUGUUGGCCUCCCUCUAUGUCAGCUCUCUAAAGGAUAAAGUCUUGGGAAUUACUCUGGGCAUUGGACCUUCCAUCCUACCACUUGUUAAGAUGUCCAGCACCAGUGUUAGAGCAAGUCUUUGACCUGUUAGAUACCUGGACACCACAUCUUCAUUUAUCACAAUCUCUUCUCAGUUUAUUCACAUGGCUGCCUGUCUAUACUUUAAAGCAACCAAUGUGCUGAAGCUUUGGUUUAGAAAGCAUAGCAUGCUCUUCCUUGAUUUUCCUUUCUCAGAGCCAGCCUUGGCUAUCCAGGCCUCUCUCCACAGUUAACAAAUGAGCUUUGCUCCUCCAUCAGUCCUUCUAGGAAUGAAUUUCUCUUCAGCUCCUCUGUGUGCAGUACCAGCAUCCCCAUCCUCACUGCCAUGCCCAUUUUUGCAUGUCACAAGGUCCUUCAGAUUUGGAGAUGUGUUUGAAGCUGCAGAGAGAAGCCCCUGAGCACAGAUGCAUCACAUCUUCUUCUGGUCAUUGUCAAAUCACUGGAUGCCAUGCAGUUCUACACAUUGACCUAGAUUUUCAAAAUGUAUUCUUAAAGAGUUUUCUACAACUGCAUACAUAGAAAAUAGAUGAUUUUUUUUCAACUUGUAACCUUCAGAUUCUUACAGAAAACUAUCCAACCAUAAGAUAACCAGAGACAUUUAUUCAAAGUUUGAUAAGCUAAGAUCAAGUCUCCAUUUUUUAUCAUCUGUGGUAUUUGUUUCUAAACUAUAGUUUAAGUGAUAUUAGCUUUUGAUUUAUUCUCAUGUAUACAAAACCUUAUUUGUAAAUGGAUAAACUGCCAUGCCUGAGAUAGGACUGCUGUGAGUUCAGGGCCAGCUUUGGCUAUAUAUUGAGUUCUAGACCAGCUGGGCUAUAUUGUGGAACACUGUCUCAAAGUCAAUACCAAAAAGAAAGUAACAUAAACUACAAUAUUAUUCCUUCAUAUAAACUGGGAACAUUUACCCAUUUCCCCUAGAAAUACUGUGUAAUUCCCUAGCAAUAAUAGGACUAUUAAACAUAGGGUGGACUGGAUGAUGCUUUGACAUCAUCAAACCAGAACCAGAGAAGCCAUGGGGGCUGCUGCUUGGUGAGGUCAGGUAGCCUGGUACAUAUGGCUGGUGGAAUGGGGAUCUGGCUCCUGGCCAAGCCAUGUCCUCCCAGCUGUGUGCCUGCAGCACUCCUAGAAAUUUCCAUUGGAUCUUAAAGAAGCACAAGAGAGUAUUUCCCUUUGUAUGUUUCUAGCACAGAACUGUUUCUAAAACAACUUGAAGUGUAGUUUUCUUAUCUAAGAAAUUCUUUCAUGUUUGUUUUAUUUAAGUACUAGAAUGUAAAACCUUUAAGGUUCAGAUUUUUAAACAACUAGUACAAUAUUGUAUUUGCCUCAUCUGAUGCACUGUAUUCCAACCUGCAAUUAAAAUUAUAAUAUGUUUA